AUGAGGCUCCGCCCGUGGAUAAGGCUCCGCCCGUGCGGCUGUGCCUCGUCCUCCCGUUCCCCGUCCGCGACCGCAGGGGUCAGACGCCGCCGGCCUGCCCUCACUCCCAGCCGCCUGCUCCCGCCGGCGGGUGGCCGCGCCUCCAUCUUCCCGCGCUCUGCUGACCUGGCCCGAGCCUGGUCGCGCCGCCGCGUCCUGGUGCCCGAGCCUGGCCGCGCCGGUCGCCCGCUCGCGGUCCCCCCGGCUGCUCGCGCCGCCGCCGACCCGCGCGGCCACGGACCCGCGGCGCCGCGGGAGAGCCUGGCCGCGCCGGUCGCCUGCUCGCGCUCCCCCCGGCUGCUCGCGCCGCCGACGACCCGCGCGGCCGCGGACCCGCGGCGCCGCGGGAAGGUGGCCCAUCCUGACAGCGCCCCCCGCCUGCUCGCGCCGCCGCCUUCCCGUUCUCGCCCUCCUGCUCGCGUCGCCGGGAGGAAAGGGCCGUAG
Panicum virgatum (switchgrass) is the source of this 483-nucleotide messenger RNA. RefSeq lists its product as uncharacterized. The transcript has a single exon. The coding region runs from base 1 to 483 and encodes 160 amino acids. The record is from RefSeq and is a predicted model, not a curated record. Lineage: Eukaryota; Viridiplantae; Streptophyta; Magnoliopsida; Poales; Poaceae.